This is a messenger RNA of Jatropha curcas, 1604 nucleotides long. RefSeq names its product zinc finger B-box protein. The record is from RefSeq and is a predicted model, not a curated record. NCBI's taxonomy places the organism in Eukaryota, Viridiplantae, Streptophyta, Magnoliopsida, Malpighiales, Euphorbiaceae. Gene Ontology annotation, cellular component: chloroplast.
AAAGCGACGUGAAAUAAUAAAAUAAUAAAAAAUAAGCUGUUGAUAUGUAAACCUAACAAAAUACCCACAUUUUGACAUUCCUCUGCAACGCGCCUGUGUCCGCCACACGUCUGACGUCUCUUUCCACUUCUCCGGUUGGUCUCCAUAUUUCUCGAGUUAGUUACGACAAAUUGCUUUUAGAACAAGAAUCAAUGGAUUUUUUGUUCAAGGGAAUGAAUGAGGACCCAUCUGACUGCAACUUUGAUGAGAAGACGAUUCAGAGAUGCCCAUUCUUGAGGAACAUUAACAAGCCAACUAGCUUUUCAUUCUCUUCUGCGAAUUUUGCCAGUCCUGCGAGGGGAACCAAAGGUCCAAUAUUUGAAGAUGGUCCAAACUUUGAUACGGCAUUUAAGCUGUUUCAUGGGACAGAUGGGGUUGUUCCACUCGCAAACAGGUCUAGUUUCCAUAAUGACAAUUUGGAACCCAACUCUUCACCCCAGUUCAACCCCUUAGCAGCAAAAGCUGCUACUAUUAGUUUGUCUGCAUUUGGUCCUGGCGGACCCUUUGGCUUUGGUUCCUUCAGUGAUAAGUGGAAGAAUCAAAAGAAGAAAGCCGAAUCAACAAACAAGGGUGAAUCAUCUUCUCAGAAAGGAAAUGGCUCAAAACAUGAGGCCCUGGGAAAUGAGUGGUUAGAAACAGGCAACUGCCCAAUUGCCAAGUCUUAUAGAGCUGUGAGUGGUGUACUCCCACUUGUGGCAUCAACUCUUCGGCCACCACCUGGUGUGAAGCUUAGAUGUCCACCUGCUGUAGUUGCUGCAAGGGCAGCCCUGGCCAGAACUGCCCUGGUUAAAAACUUGCGACCGCAGCCACUACCAGCAAAGAUGCUUGUUAUUGCUCUUUUGGGCAUGGCAGUGAAUGUGCCUCUGGGCAUGUGGAAGGAACAUACUAAGAAGUUUUCACUUUCAUGGUUUGCAGCAGUGCAUGCAGCUGUGCCCUUCAUAGCUAUGCUUAGGAAGUCAGUUGUGAUGCCCAAAACUGCUAUGGCACUGACUAUUGGAGCUUCUAUCAUAGGACAGGUCAUUGGUUCUAGAGCUGAGAGGCACCGGCUGAAAGCAGUGGCUGAGAGGGAUAGAGUAGCAGCGAAGACAGCGAUUGCUGCCGCGGUUGCAGGGUAUAGUUCAACCCAGGUUAGUGGCAUUGCAGGCAGUCCCUGUGGUACAGAAGGGAGGAUAUGGGAUCCGCUCUGCAUCAAGGCAGCUAGGCCUACUCCAUCAUCAACUGAUGUCUGUUACUAACAUCACAGUCUGCAACCAGUAAUAGGGAAAAAAAACUACUAAGCACUGGGAAUAAAUAUAGGCAAUUCAACCUUCAGCACAUAUGUAUGAACUGUGCGUUUGUGAUGCUGUAUACGUAAUGAGUAAUUCAGCUUUACUAAUCAGUCCAAGUGCAGAAUUCAUUUCUUCCUUGGAUAAACAUAAAUGGCAGCAAUCAGAAUUUCUAUUUGUCGAGCAGUGUAAUGGUAUCAUACACAGUGAAGUUUACUCCACUUCAAAGGGGGAAUUCCACCUAUUAUGGCUUCCAUUAAUGUUUCCAGUGAAUUUAAAAAUGCUAAUUCCUCACCAUAA